Messenger RNA from Acromyrmex echinatior (Panamanian leafcutter ant), 981 nucleotides. RefSeq lists its product as uncharacterized. The record is from RefSeq and is a predicted model, not a curated record. NCBI's taxonomy places the organism in Eukaryota, Metazoa, Arthropoda, Insecta, Hymenoptera, Formicidae.
CCGCUUACAACUGCACUCGUGCAAGUGUAGAACAGAUUUUAGAUGCGCAUAGAUAAAGAGUGACUUUCUGACUUUCAUUUUCAUGGAUCACAUCAAGUCAAAACAUUCUUGAACAUUCUUAACAACGUGAAUAAUUGUCCUUAUCCACUCUAUUAAUAAAAUCCUAAGACACUUUAUCUUUGACACAAAUCAUCUGAAAGACUGAUUACUGCGGAUAUUAUGAGGACAAUAUAUUUUUUAGCCAUUAUCUCCGUUCUCGUAAUACUCCAUGAAGUCGAAAGCGGAUUAUACGGUUCCAAGCAGAAUACCAAGCAUUACAAGACGAAUCAGAAAUUAACAGAAUUAGCAGCGAAUAAAAAUCAAUCACAACCGCUUCCAGGUCGGAAAAUGAUUGUAUCAGCCUGGGGUAUCAUCGGAAUAAUUAUAGGCGCUAUCAUAUUCAGUACGAUAACUUACUACAUCUUUCUAUUGUAUCCAUAUAUAUGCAAAAAGGAUACAAGUUAUGACAUCAUAGAAUUAGCAGAUGUUAACUCUGUGUCCACUGUUAGUGACAACGUUAAUGUUAACAAUGUACCACGUCCAUUGAGAGCAUUUUGUGAAUCAAAUGAUGUAUCAAAUGACAUAUCAAAUGAUGCACCAUUAAAACGAUAGACCUGAAAAGAAAACGUAACUUAGAUCGGUAUUCAUAGUUCUUAUAUUUAAGACUGUCUUAAGUAUAGUCUUAAGAUGUCACGGACUAAUCGGAAAGCCAUAUAAAGUCUCAAGAUAUUACUUAAGACAGUCUUGAAAUAAGAAUGGAUUAUGAAUAUCGACCACAGACAUUUAUUUUACAAGUACAGUUACAUUUUCACUCAGAAUUGUAAUCUAAGUGAGGGUAAUAUUUUUGUAAGAGUUUAAAGCAAUUAAGUCUUAUAUAACUUAACACUGCCAUAAAAUCUUUUAGAGUAGAAAAAUAUUAAGAUUGAGAUCAUUGUGUUUUCA